Molecule: messenger RNA, 6871 nt
Organism: Thalassophryne amazonica
Lineage: Eukaryota; Metazoa; Chordata; Actinopteri; Batrachoidiformes; Batrachoididae
Gene: slc1a5
Product: solute carrier family 1 member 5
Exons: 8
Coding region: 181-1758 (525 amino acids)
Biological process (GO): L-aspartate import across plasma membrane
Cellular component (GO): plasma membrane
Molecular function (GO): L-aspartate transmembrane transporter activity; neutral L-amino acid transmembrane transporter activity; symporter activity
Source: RefSeq, a predicted model, not a curated record
GUCCCGUCGACACACACACACGGAGUGUCGCUGUUGUAGGGCACUUUGUCUUAGUACUUUAGAAAAGUUAGUCGUAGUUUGUGUUGACAAUAUUUAGAAGUUGUUCCAGCUCUUGAAAAUUUUGUCGGAGUCGGUGUUUUUAGAGUGUGAGCUUUUCCCGGGUAACUUUCCACGCGAGCAAUGGCCGAGCAGAUCCACCAGGAGGAAGACAAGACGGCCAACGGCGAGCCGCUGGCCAACGGGCUGAACGGCCCGAAGAAGAGCAGCCAGCAGCCGCUGUGCGAGCGGCUGAAGAGGCUCGCCAGGAACAACCUGCUGGUGAUCCUCACCGUGGCCGGAGUCAUCGUCGGCGUGUUUAUCGGACUCGGAGUGCGCAACGUGGACUUGACCAGAACGCAGAUCAUCUACGUGGGUUUCCCCGGCGAGCUGCUGAUCCGGCUCUUGAAGAUGAUCAUCAUCCCGCUAGUGGUGUGCAGCCUGGUGUCCGGGGCGGCCAGCAUCGACCCCAAAGCUCUGGGGAAGGUCGGCGGCUGGGCGAUGCUCUUCUUUCUGGUUACCACCCUGAUCGCCUCGUCCAUCGGUGUCAUCAUGGCCUUCAUCCUCACCCCGGGGUCCGUGUCCAUGUCCAAACCCAACGUGCAUGGCUUCGACGACGAAGUGCCCGAACCCAAAGAAGUGAUCGAUUCCUUUUUAGACUUGAUCAGAAAUGUUUUCCCCUCCAAUCUGGUGUCUGCUGCCUUUCUAUCAUAUGGUACCACCUACAAGUAUAUACCCAGGAAUGAUACCAGUGGAAUGUCCAACAUCACACAGGAAAAGAUCCCCGUAGGAAAAGACCAGGACGGUAUGAAUAUUCUUGGUCUAGUAACGUUUGCCAUCGUGUUUGGUGUGGCUUUGAGGAAGCUGGGAGAUGAAGGAGAGAUCCUCAUCAAGUUCUUCAACGCCUUCAACGAGGGCACGAUGGUGGUGGUGUCCUGGAUCAUGUGGUAUGCUCCUAUUGGUAUCAUGUUCCUUGUGGCUGGUAAGAUUGUUGAGAUGGAGGAUGUUGGAAAUCUGUUUGCUGGUCUGGGAAAGUAUAUCGCGUGCUGCAUCAUCGGCCAUGCCAUCCACGGUCUUCUUGUGUUGCCGGGCAUCUACUUUGUCAUUACCAGGAAGAAUCCAUACAUCUUCCUCUGGGGAAUAUUCACAGCUUUGGCCACAGCCUUCGGCACAAGCUCUAGCUCAGCGACGCUGCCCCUGAUGAUCAAAUGUGUGGAGGAGAAGAAUGGCGUGUCCAAACACAUCAGCCGCUUUAUUCUGCCCAUCGGUGCCACAGUCAACAUGGACGGGGCCGCGCUCUUCCAGUGUGUGGCUACUGUUUUCAUCGCCCAGCUGAAUAACAUGUCCCUGAACUUCAUCCAGAUCGUCACCAUCCUAGUCACAGCAACAGCUUCCAGUGUUGGAGCAGCAGGGAUACCUGCAGGCGGUGUGCUAACCCUGGCUAUUAUCUUGGAGGCAGUUGGACUACCAACCAAUGACAUCUCCCUCAUCCUGGCUGUUGAUUGGCUUGUCGACCGUACCUGCACUGUGCUGAACGUGGAGGGCGACGCCUUUGGAGCCGGGCUCUUGCAGCACUUUGUGGAUCGCACAUCCAAACGAGAAGAAGCAGCGGAGCUGACGGAGGUCAGGAUGGAGCCAGCUGCUGCCACACCUGAGCUGUCGCCGCUCCUCAACAACCGAGACGAGAAGGCGGUGCUGGCUGAAAAAGAGUCCAGCAUGUGAUGCAGCCGCUGCAUCAUCAGUGACCCCCUUAUUCGACCCUUUCGAGACGAAACAUGAGAUUGGGCUCCACCAUUCCCUUCAGUCUGUCCUGAAGAAACAGAAUGUGGACUUGCAGUGCACAGUACUAUGCAAAAAAGGAGCCUUCUUUCCCUGGAGAUUAAAAGGAAAAGUCAAAAUUCUUAUUAUGCAUUAUUUAAUUUUAUUUUGAAGGGACAGUGUUGUUCAUUGGUCGAGCUGCUGUGUUUGAAAUCUAAAUAAUGUUCUGUGUCAGUACUCUGUCCUUAUCAGCUUUGAAGUUGGAGUAGGUGGUCAUCAGUCAGUAAUAGGUUUAACUGGUUAAACAAUAUUUAUCCAUACCUGCUGUGAUAUCGGAGAGAAACUCGAGCGUUGUUCAGGGCUCAACAUUCAAGGGUCAUGAUAUAAUUAGCCUCCCCAUCAAAUAAUAUGUGCCCGAAAUUGUUACAGAGUGAGGAAUAUUAACGUUCCAGUGCAUUCAGGGGGCAUUUUAAAGAGGUGAUGCACUCUUUAUGAGUGAAGAAUGUUUUGCUGCUUGUGUUCUUAAUUAACAUACAUGCUGGCGGUGUUGUAAUCCGCGGGAGCGUUUUUUUACCAACCUUGCUAGGAAUAUUCUUUCGGGGUGGAUCCAAAUGAUAAAAUGUUUGAAGCUGAUUCGUUAAGAUAUUCAAAUUUAGCCUGAAAAACACAUUUUACAAGACAUUCCUCCAAGCAGUAUGGCUUGGUAGAUGAUGUCAAGCUUAUAUCAAUCGGUGAAUCAUUUGUAGUCAACGAAUGAGUGACUUUAAUGAUGUUACAAAGUCUUGAUCAAACAUCAUCAGAACUGUCGUCUCCCCCCAAAGGCAUUUUUCUACAAUUGCGCCACAACCAAAAGGGCUACAAACGUGAUCCAAAGCUUAGAUCGUGAUGAUCAUUUGUCAUGUUGAAAGUGACGUCAUGUUGAAGUCACUAAAAUACGAAAUGAUGUCACUAUACCCUUCCAGUGUUUUGGUCAUGAAACUUUGUGGGGACUUUUUGUGCAGUGCUCAUGCAAAUUAUAGAACACUUCAAAGUGUUCUGCAGAGGCACCUUAGAUGAAGCCAUUUGUUUGAUUAUGGUAGAUUUAGACAUGAUCAAAGUGUAAGAUGUCACCUAAAGUCUUUCAAAAUGAAGACAUUUUGAACAGCGUAUAGAGCUAUGGGUUUUUUUGAUGGGACAGUUAUGGUUUCUGUGUUUUGCCGUCUUUUCAGAGGAUGUGACACAGUGCUCACAUCACACUGACUGUUCAGGUCUGUAACUUUUAGUCUUACAGUCCACGUCCUGUCCAUUUAUAAUCGUAAAGAGGUUCGGAGUGCUGUGGGUGGAUCUGUCUUGCUAACCAUUGUACUGUAGCAAAUUCUCGUGCUGGACACGAAGAAUUUGACAUUUUUCCUUUUUUAAAUGGAGGUUUGGAGGUGACGGACCACAAGUUCCACAAUGGCAGGAGUGCAGUCACUCCACCAACCUAAACAUGCUUUGCCUGGGAGAUUUUUGCUGAGCCUUGUGUGGAAUUCUGUUCCGAGCUUUAGUUGUUUACACAUCAGUGCACCUGUUGAUUUUUAAACAGCUGAGUCAGACUUUAAAGCUACAGUGUGUAGGAUUUAGUGACAUCUAGUGGUAAGGUUGCAUUAUGCUGUCGCCAGUCAUAGUUUUGAUUUCUUUCACAGUUUCACUUCUUUGGUGACAGAUUCAUGCUGCCAUUCCUUCUCUUGUGAUGAGCAACACGGUGCAGCAGAUAAACGCACGUAUCACAAGAUUCUCUUAUUUUGUGAUACAAGCACCAAGUUUGGCACAGUGGUUCUUCUUGGUCUACUUGUCGCUUCACUUUUUAAGAUGGUCAUUUUUUCAAGCUGGUGCCCAGAAAUAUGUAUUUUAAUUGGUUUAUUUUAAUGUUAUACCUGUUAAAUAUUGUACCACUUUCAUGCUUUUUAUAUGAAUUGCAUAUGUUUUUAUUAAGUGUACAUCCAUGCUGUAGUGCAUGUAAGCUUUAGAACAUGCACUAGUGUUUAGGGUGUAAGGGUUAAGUAGUAGAGGUAGUAUUCUUGCUUUUAAAGUCAGCCAUGUGCUUUGGAUGAACACAAGUACUCCCUGCUCACCUAACACUUAUCUAUGGGUCCAAGUAGUUGCUUGUGGACGGCUGUGGCUACACCCCGUAAAAAGUGCAUUGGCUUGUGGUCUAAACUAGGUAGGAGUAGCACACAGAGAGAUUCUCUUGGAGAUGACUUUGCUCCUGUAUCAGUGCAUGAAAACUGGAAACUUCCCAGAAUGGACUGUGGAACAGAUGAAACAAUGACUUCAACAUUAUACACUCCAAAACUUCAAAUUCCUUGUGGCUAAUGACAUUUUUGAAGAAAAGGACUUCUCAGAAGUACUUAUACCAAAUGCAUGUGUAAUACUCCAUUUCACAAAAGUAAUCGUGCUCAAGGUUGUUAGCCUGCAAUAGCAACCAGCAGACACCGUGUAGGGGAGCCACCAAUUAUUACUCUUGGUUUUUUGGUUUUCUUCUGUCUUUUGGCCAAUCUACAAAAGACUUAAGUAUGGACUUUUUGGGACCUUUUGGGCUACUAUAUCCACAGGGCAGCUAAUAAAUACCCAUGUAUCCUCCACUGUUUUGCUGGGUAACUGGUAACUCCAGUGGGAAUGUUGAGUCCUGAUGUUACAAAUGGCAAUGAAAAUAUGUUACACUCAGAUAUGAUGCAAACAUCUAGUUAAACAGGUGUAGUUACCCUUUAGUUUAGUUAUUUGCAUUGUGUAAACGAUUUUGUAAACUCUGUAAACCUGUUCUGUGUGUGGCACAGAGGGGAGAACGUUUCAGCUUUCAAAGUUGCUGAUGCACAAACUACAGUUGCUGAAAAAUAGUUUGUCAGAUUGACUGUUCGUAUUCAGCUGAAAUCUGUUAUCUUCAGAAUGUUCUGAUUCCGUUAAGUCUGCUUCGUUUUUGUUUCCACGUGUGGAACAAAUAAAGGAUAAAAUUGUAGGAGAAUAUCAAGUAGGAAAUCUAAGAUAAGUGUUUAACUCUUCACAUUAGAAUUAUGGUAAGAUGUCCUGUAUUGGAGAUGUCCUCCAAUGUACUUAAACCAAAUGCUGUAAAACAUGAAUGUGCCUCUGACAGAUUAUUCAUCUUCAUAAUCUUUUCUUCUUACUACAGGUUGUUUUGGGGGGAUUUAAAGGUUGUUAGUCUGUCUGUACUUGCAAAUGUUUUUCUGCGCACAAUAUGUGUCUCAUGGCGAUAAAACAUGGUGCACUUGCAAAAUGCAUUCUGCAUUUUAUAUGUAUACUCCAAAUGUGGACAUCAAAUCAAAUGACUGACCCAAAGAUCACUGACAGAGCCUCACUACAGGAACUUAACAUAUGUCCCCCCCCCCCCCACACACACACACACACUAUCUGGACCCACAGCUGGAUGUUUCCGCUUGUUCAGACAGACGCCUGCGACACAGAAAACAAAGACCUCAGGUUCACCUGCCGCUUGAAAACUGUCAAAGUUCUGAGACCAAACCUCACAGAUGCGUCGGCAAUCAGAGCCUGUCGGACUCCGGACACUCUUCGAAUGUAUGCGGGGGGUCAGGAGUGUCGUGUUCUUAACAUUGCUCCACAUAGGUUCCAGCAACUUGGCAAAGCACAAAGAUGUGUAAAGUGUGUGUCUCAAUAUUCCAUAGUGGAUGAUGUGCCAGUGGAGUGAUGCUUUACUUUGCAUUAACUCCUGAAUGGUCAACUUUUGUUUGUGCGUGUGUGAAAUGUUACUUAUAUUUGGCUUUUUUUUUUAUCGUCGUCUUCUUUCUUGUAUGUUUCCAUUGGUGCUGAUUAUAAAAUUAUCUGGUAUCAUUCAUAUUUAUUUCUCAAAUUAAUACCCAAAACAGCUUUUUGUCACACUUUUAACAUUUGGAUUUUUUUCCUGUCUUGUACUUGCUGGGUUUUAUUUUUUUUAAUGGACAACAAUAGUAAAGGAAAUGGUAAUGAAGCAUUUUUACAGUAAAAUAAAUUUACAAUAAAUGUAAGCUUAUAAAAUACUGUUUGCAAAGUAAUUUCAUGUAGAACAAAGUAACAUGAUUACAAAAAUGCCUAUUUUAAUGGAUAUACUAGAAAAAAAUGUAAGGGUUAUUUUAAAAUGUAUUUUCUGCUAUAAUUUCUUUUAUGGUCUUAAUACAAGCUGGUCUGUUUUAUUUAUACUUUAUUAUUGCAGUGUAAAUUAUAAAAUGAAUUUAUAAAUUAUUCAUCAGAUAGUCCACAUUAAAAAGGGAUGUUGGUCAAUUAAAAAACCAAUACCUCAUAACUCAGUUUAACUAAUUCAGAAAACUGAAUUCAUGAGUCAAUUUCAAUUUUCAAUUUAUUUUCAUUUGUAUAGCACCAAAUCACAACAAAGUUGCCUCAAGGCGCUUCACACAAGUAAGGUCUAACCUUACUUGAGUGAAAUUGCAUUUUAUUUAAAUCAGGUAGAACAAUUUACUUCUAAAUCAGAGUAUUACAUCCUUAACUUGCAUGGACUUUUUACAUUGUAAUUUAACCUGUAGAUCAAUAAAUAAAAUUAGUUAUUAGCCCUGUUUUUCUUGAUAAAACGUUCACUAUUUAAAUGACUUGUGGUCCUGUCGUUUUGAACUGUGAGCGUCUGAAGUGUCCAGCGUGCUUCCAUCUUUCUGUCUUUUGAAUUUUUAAGUAGUUGGGAUUUGGUAGAGCUCAGCAGGCUUUGGCUCUGUUCCUUGGCUGAGAUUGAAGGUUUAAAAUUAGUUUGAAUCUGUUGACAUGUGAAAUGUUUGGUUUAAAUGUGGAGGAAUCCUCUUUACCUACGUUAGGUCUUACAGAGGUUAAAAAGAAUAAGUGGAUAAAGAUGAAUUGUACUGAUGGAACUCUAGAAAGAUUUAUAAUUUUUGCAGCAUAUUUAUAAUUGUUAAAGUUGCAUUUCUGUCUUAAACUAUUUCUAGCUUUAUGGAACAACUGAGAUGUGUGCGUAUGUUACACUGUUAGGAUCUGUCAAGUCCAUCGGGUUCUAGUUAAGAUUUCAAAGCUUUAUAUUCUAGUAGCUUUGAAGAACGUAUUUGUCAUGGUGUGAAAAUCAUUUCUAAAGUCAUAUUGCAGGGGAGAG